Messenger RNA from Pseudozyma hubeiensis SY62, 3930 nucleotides. RefSeq names its product DNA repair protein RAD50. Gene Ontology annotation, biological process: chromosome organization involved in meiotic cell cycle; telomere maintenance via recombination; telomere maintenance via telomerase. Lineage: Eukaryota; Fungi; Basidiomycota; Ustilaginomycetes; Ustilaginales; Ustilaginaceae. The transcript has a single exon. Gene Ontology annotation, cellular component: condensed nuclear chromosome; nucleus; Mre11 complex. The record is from RefSeq and is a predicted model, not a curated record. Gene Ontology annotation, molecular function: single-stranded telomeric DNA binding; double-stranded telomeric DNA binding; ATP hydrolysis activity. Bases 1 to 3930 code for a protein of 1309 amino acids.
AUGGCCUCCCUCGACAAGCUCGCCAUUCGUGGCGUGCGCUCCUUCGACGACAAGUCGAUCAACAUCAUCCAAUUCUUCCACCCGCUCACCGUCAUCGUCGGCUACAACGGAAGUGGUAAGACCACUAUCAUCGAAUGCCUCAAAUAUGCGACCACAGGCGAUCUGCCUCCCAACACCAAAGGCGGUGCCUUCGUGCACGACCCGCAAAUGGCCACCUCCAACGAAGUCAAGGCGCAGGUCCGGCUUCGAUUCUAUGCCGCCAACAAGGUCCGCAUGAACUGUGUACGCAACCUGCAGGUCUCGCGUAAGAAAGGAGGUGGCCUCACUAUGAAGACGCUCGAGGGUCUACUUCAGAUUGCCGAUGACGAUGCGAAGACUGGCAAACGCGGCACCUUGUCGACCAAGUGUUCCGAGCUGGACGAGGAGAUCCCGCGAUUGCUUGGUGUGUCCAAAUCGAUCCUCGAGAAUGUCAUCUUCUGCCAUCAGGAGGACAGCAACUGGCCAUUGUCAGAGCCAGCGAGUCUCAAAAAGAAGUUUGACGACAUCUUCGAAGCUACUCGCUACACCAAGGCGCUCGACAACAUCAAGUCUCUGCGAAAGGACCGCACUGUACAGCUUAAGGUCGACAAAGCGGCGCUCGAGGGCCUCAAAGUCGACAAGGACCGUGCCGAUACCAUCAAGACCAAGCUCACUCAUCUUCAGGCCGACCUGGCCCAAAAAGAAGCCAAACUCGAAGAUCUCAACGACGAGAUCCGCGUCAAGACGGUGCAGAACUCCAAAUUCUACGAUGAGGCCACGCGCUUCCGCGAGAUCGUCAGUCGCGCAGAGACGCUCGAAGAAAAGGAGAGACUACACAAGGAGAACAUGGAGGCCCUGCAAGCAAGCAUGACACCCAUCAAGGACACCGAUGAAGAGUUGCAGCAGCGGAAGCAAAGAUUCCAGUCGCACUUGGAUCAGAACCAGAACAAAAUCCAUUCUCUCAAACGACGUCAAGCGGAGAAGGAGGAUGAACUGGAAUCCAACGAGCAGCGUCAUAGGAAGAAGCUGUCGGAGAAAGGUGGUCUGGAAGCGGAGAAACGUGCGCACGUUCAGGCCAAGGAACGGCGCGAGUCUUCGAUCAAGCAGAUCGCGAAUGAGCUCGGCAUCAAGGGCUUUGGUGGCGACGGGCUGACCGAUACCCAGAUCCGCAGCUUCGAAGAUCGUGUCAAGGACGAGGUUCGGAAGCUCGAUGAUGAGCUCGCACGUCUGCGUGAAGCAAACUCGAAGAAGGACGAUGAACUUACAACCGUGUGGCAGAACAUGCGCGCCGACCUCCGAGCGAAGCAGACCGCCCGCGAGCAGCUCACGGACUCGGUACGGAAGCUUCGCGAGAAGAUCAAGAGGGCUCAAGACGAGCUCGACGGAUAUGCUCUGAGCAGCUCGGACAUCGAAGGUGCCGAGCGUGACCGAGAUAGCCUCUCUGCUAAAGUGACUGCCGCGCAAAAGGAGUUCGAAGAGGCAAGAUACGAUGACCAGAUUCGGAAGAAAAACACCGAGAUCCGGGAAAAGGACGACCUUCGAGAAGAGCGCACGUCCGAGAUCAAUUUGCUGAAUCGGCAUGCAGAGCUGCGGGCAUCGCUAGCCUUGAAGAUGCAGCAGGCAACAACACGCAAAAACAACGCUCAGGAGCUGCUCGAUCGACACAAGGCAGCGCUGGAUGAGCGGGUUCGUACUGGUGUGGAGCUCAAGGAAGUCGAGAGUGAAGUCACUCGAGCCUUGUCGAAGCGCGAGAAGCGUCUCGAGGAAGUUGAGGCGGACAAUGCUGAACGGAACCGUGAGCUGCAACAGGUCGAGUCGGCAAUCUCGUUUGCUCGCAAGCAGCUCGUUUCCAAGCAAGCGAUGGCAGUAGAGCUGCAGAAGGCUGUCCAAGACAUUCUCUCGCCUGACUUUGACGAUGUCGAGGAGGCGGUCAAGGUCUGCGCGGAGGAGAUCGCGGCUGCAAAGGACGAGUACGCAUCCAUCGACUCGCUAGACUCCUUCCUUCGCAGAGUUCUGAGGGAAGCGAAGGGCAAGGGACACUGCUUUGCAUGCAACAGAGGCGUCAGUCCGAGCGAGUACGAAGCCAUCGAAAAGCACGUCUCCAGCACGCUCAGCUCGAGCAACACAGCACAGAAGAAGAAGGCGCUCAAGGCGGACAUUGAUGCCUGGACAGAGCGCAAUGCCGAGUGCCAGACUGCGCUGGCCAAGGAUGCACAGCGUAAGGUCAUCCAGGACGUCGAGAUCGUCGAGCUUAAAACAACCAUCGCAAACAAAGAAGCAGAGCUGAACGUUGCUGCUGAGGCGGCAGAAAAAUCCUCCGCCGAAGUCACCAAGCUCCAAGCGGAGGUGAAAGAACUGCAGACGUUGCGUCGUACUGGUGGCGACAUCGCACGACUACUCUCGGAGGCGAAUGAUCUGGACGCCGAGGUGCAGAACUUGCAGAGCGAUCUCGCUAGCACGGGGUCGACGCAGACUGGCGAGCAAGUGCAGGCAGACAUCGACCAGCUCGCGGCGUCCAUCAAGGUGCUCAAGCGAGAGCUCAACGUCUUGCAGCAGGAUCGCGAGACGAAGCGCACGUUGAUCAACAGCUUAGAGCGCGAUGCUCAUCGAGCCGAAGUUACCGUGAUGACGAAAAGGCAGGAGUAUGCCAAGAAGGCUUCCGUCGAACAACAGCUGCAGGAGAUGAACGUGGAGCUGGAAGAGCACCAGAAGCGUACCAAAGGUCUCGAUGGCGAGAUCGAAAGCUCGAGUGCGCCGAUUCGUUGUGCUAAGGACGAGCUGGAGUCGUUCAAAGCUGAGGCGAGCGAGGCCGAGAGCAAGCUCAAAGCGAGGGCUGAUAAGCUGGAGGGUUGGGCAAAGCAGAUCCGCGAGCUAAACGCUGCGGUCAAUGCCUACAUUCAACAGCGUGGAGAUCAGCGGCUGGAAGAAUGUGAAGAGGCUAUUCAGGAGCUUGUUGACAAGAUCCAGGCCAUACAUCGCGAGGUCAAGGAGCUUACGGACAAGGUGGCCGAGUUACAGAAGGAGGUGAACCAAUCCCAGGCUACUGAGCGCAACAUCGUCGAUAACAUCCGCUACCGUCAACUUGCCAAAGAUGUCGCUAAGAUCGAGGAGGAGAUCAACUCGUUGGAUCUCGAACAAGCGCAGCGCAGCCGGAAGCAUUUCGCCGACAAGUACACCGAGGCCAAAGAAGAGGAGAACAGGCUCAACGGUGAGGCCUCGCACCUGAGCGGAGAGCUUGCAUCGCUCCGAUCGCAGAUCAAAGGUCGCGAGCUUGAGCUACGGGACGAGUUCAAGGGCGUACACCAGAACUACAAGCGCAAGCUGAUCGAAGUCAAGACCUCGGAGAUGGCGAACAACGAUCUGGAAAAGUACGCCAAGGCGCUCGAGAACGCCAUCAUGCGCUACCACUCAAUCAAGAUGGAGGAGAUCAACGACAUCAUCCGCUACCUGUGGCAGAAGACCUACCAGGGUACGGAUAUCGACACGAUCCUGAUCAAGUCGGACAACGAAGGAGCGCGUGGCAAUCGGUCGUACAAUUACCGCGUGUGCAUGGUCAAGGACACGGUGGAGAUGGACAUGCGAGGACGCUGCUCAGCAGGGCAGAAAGUGCUGGCGUCGAUCAUCAUCCGUCUCGCUCUGGCAGAGUCGUUCGGCAGCAACUGCGGUAUCCUGGCGCUCGACGAACCGACGACGAAUCUGGACAAGGACAACAUCGAAUCGUUGGCGCGCAGUUUGGCCGAUCUGAUCAAAGAGAGGGCGGAGAACAGCCAGUUGCAGCUGAUUGUGAUCACGCACGAUGAGGAUUUCCUGACGCUGCUGGGGCAGAAUGACGUGCUCGAGUACUAUUGGAGGGUCAGCCGUGAUGUCCAUCAGAAGAGCAUCAUCGAGCGCGAGCGCAUCCGCAAUACGUGA